CGACYCRGAUCUCUCUCCGGUAUUCCCUCCGAUACGAUACAUCCACUGCCUCGCCUAGACCAACAGACACCACMACGUUUGCACCGCCCCGGCUACAAGAGUUCGGACCACAACAUGACUCGCCACCGGUGUUACACCCGGAUGCCGGUGUUUUGGAUCGCCUUGUCGUGGAUUUCUCUACAGCAGCGCGUUCCUUUCAYUCGUGCCUUCCGGCCGUCGAGAACAACUGGAAGYGCGGGGUUGCCGCUCGUUACGGAMACGCGAGCGCCAUACUCGCCGGCAACAAGAAAAGCACCGGCACCUUCCACAACACGAACUGUAUCCACGCGUACGCGUACGAGAACUUGUGCGAGAACUUGUGCGAGCACCCGYCGCUCGUCCCCGUCGCUGCUGGCCGCAACCAACAACGUCUACGGGAAGGGSGCAGAUAUCUGGCCMGAACCGAGCAACGAUGUCAUCGAUCUCUCGCAGUCCUUCCCCAACGGCAUCGUCCCUUAUUCUGCCGUCAUUGCCAUCGAACAGGACGACAUGGAAGCCAUGCGACAGCAGGCCCGGUCGCCGGAYGACAAGGAGGGCAGCAGCGCYGCCGGGCAUCGCACCCGCACCAGACACUACAUCCGGCGAAUCCUGAGAAUGGCGGCUUCCAAGGAGGAACUCGAGAACGAGGGCGAACACGCGGKGUCGAUGGGCAGGCUCCCCAUCGCCGUYGGCCUUUCCCUGCUCCUGGGGGGCCUCGUGCGCCCCAUGGACGUGGCCCUGGUAGCCUGCUGGACGGCCUACCUGACCAUCCUGAACAUGACGGCGCAAUCGCCCAGGGACCUCGGGGGAGCCCCCGUGCUCCCGGCCGUUCCUCCCCAGGGCCACGUGCCCUCCGUGCUCUCGAACCCGAUGGGCGUCCGCUUCGGCGAGAGCGCCCUCUACCGGCGGUGGCUGGCCCUGGGGGCUUGGCUCGGCCUCCUCGGUCCGAUCGCCUGGCUGCUGGUGGCGACCGCCGUCCUCCCCUCUCUGGGGCCGGGCAGAGCGGGGGUCGGCCUCGGGGACGCCCGGGCCGUAGCGAGGCCCCUGUUUUUGCUGUGCUGCCAGGCGACGACGGAGGCCGUGGCGAAGCGAAACCUGGUAAGCGACGCRACGCGACGCAACGCAGGAAACCGAGCAAGCCUCUGGCACGGCGGGGCGAGACGCCCGGRCAAGCAAAACAACCCGCGAGCUUGCGCCUCGAUUCGCAGGGAUCGGAAGCGCACGCUCGUCGCCGAGUUUGGGGGCAAGCCACGCURCGGAUUGGAUCGGAAUCGGAAUUUCUCUCACCGCGUCGUUUGCGUUUUCUCUCUCUCUUCGCUACAGAUAGCACUCCCACUCCGCGUUCUGGUUCCUAUACUCUACAAUGCCUCGCGGUUGAUUUAUCUGUGGUCCUGGGCGACCUCGACCGCCGCUACAACCACCGCGGUGUCCAGGGUUGGGCGGUGCCUCGGCAUUGCUAAUUUUGCGUACUGGGGCAUCAACCUCUUUGCCUUUUUGAUACCGAUCGCWUCGAUCCGUUACAUGCGGGCCCAUUUCUUUGGAGUGGAAGCGGAAGAGGUGACCACCCGGCCCGGACUGGAAGAAACCGUGGGGAUUGUCCCAAACAACAUUCUCCUACAAUGACGACGGGACCGCUUGCUAAAGCUUCCGUUUCGUUUUUUCGGUUCGUGCCGCACCCUGCCGUGCGUGGGAUGAACAUCAUCCUUCGGGAUUGGCGGCAUUCUGGGUGGUGCGUGCAACAGAUUGUGCGCAUUUCUGGUAAAAUGGUUUGGCAAACAUAGCUAGUACAGUAAUUGCUUUUCUCCAUYGUCAACACAUUGAAGCUACUAAAACCAACCGAAAGAUGUAUGGGGUGUCUCGACUCGAUAUUGAAUUCUCAUCAUGUAAUUUUUAGCUUAUAGUUUUGU
Messenger RNA from Pseudo-nitzschia multistriata, 1925 nucleotides. The record is from the annotation of a GenBank genome assembly. NCBI's taxonomy places the organism in Eukaryota, Bacillariophyta, Bacillariophyceae, Bacillariales, Bacillariaceae.